AUGAGUAAAGACCCAGAACUGCAUGUGAGCUUACAGUGGCAAAUUACCGAGUAUUUGGAAUGCAAUUACAUCCAUGAAGUGACGCCGAUGGAAAUUGAAACGACGGAACCUCACAGGGUGUGGCACUUACCCUUGGGUGCUGUGAGAAACCCCAAAAAGCCGGGUAAAAUUAGACUUAUUUGGGAUGCGGCGGCGAAGGUCGGAAAUAUUUCGUUGAACACUAUGCUUCUCAAGGGACCGGAUCUGUUAACUCCCCUCGCUUCGGUGCUUUGCAAAUUCCGAUGCACACAGCCAGAGGUUUUGUAUCGGCAUCACCACUCGGAACCAGUGAAAACAUUCGUGAUGGAUGUAGGCAGCUUUGGUGCCACAUGCUCUCCCUGUCAGGCCCAAUACAUAAAGAAUCUGAACGCGAAGGAGCAUGAAGCGGAGUUCCCGGAGGCAGCUAAAGCGAUUAUAGAGAAGCACUACGUCGACGACUACCUCGACAGUUUCGACACAGAAGCGGAAGCAAUUAAAACAGUACUCGAAGUAAAAGAAGUUCACACACGGGGAGGAUUCGAGAUGCGAAACUGGCAUUCUACCUCCGAUGCCCUUCUACAACGGGUCGGGGAAACUAAGCGACUCCAAUCGGAUGCCAUCAAUAUCGAUGCAGAAUACGGCGCGGAACGAGUUUUGGGACUCCUGUGGCUCCCGAAAGACGACGUUCUCGCUUUUUCCACUGAGCUCCAGCUGGAGGGGAUUGCGCUAACGAAGCGGAACAUUUUGCGCUGCGUAAUGACUCUCUUUGAUUCUCAAGGAAUCUUGUCGCACAUCACGAUUCAGGGCAGGAUGAUCAUCCAAGAUACUUGGCGCAACCAGACGAAGUGGGACGACGAGGUAGACAAAGUAGUCUACUCGCGCUGGGUCCGAUGGACUAAGCUGUUCGAAAAUGUUGGCCAGAUGAGACUACCUAGAGCCUAUUUUCCAGGACUUACUGCAGUGGAUAUUGGUCCGGUAGAGCUCCACGUCUUUACAGAUGCGAGCGAAGAAGCAUAUGCUUGUGCAGCCUACUAUCGGGCCGUGAUCAACGGAAAAGUGCGCGUUACGCUAGUUAUGGCCAAGGCAAUGGUGGCACCGUUGAAGUCACUAUCCGUUUCCCGUUUGAAGUUGAUGGGGGCCAUUUUUGGAGCAAGGCUAGCCAAGGCGGUGAUGGAGUAUCACACAUUCCCCAUCAAACGUCGUAUGAUGUGGACAGAUUCAAAAACAACGCUCGCUUGGAUCCAAUCGCAACAUCGCCGCUACCGACAGUUUGUAGCAUUUCGAGUCGGAGAAAUCCUUAGCAAAACCGAAUCGUACGAGUGGAAAUAUGUUCCAACUCAGCACAACCCUGCCGACGAUGCAACAAAGUGGGGAAAAGGACCUAGUACAGAUGUGACGUCCCGCUGGUUUCUAGGGCCCGAAUUUCUCUACCAACCUGAAGCAGAAUGGCCUGAGCAAAGGUCGACAGAAUCGCUGAAUACAGAGGAAGAACUACGGGCCUGUCUUACACAUCAACAGCGUCAAGUUGAGGACGUGUACCAAAUCAACAAAUUCUCCAAGUGGAAUCAUCUUCUGCGAACAGCGGCUUACGUGCACCGCUACAUCGAUAACUGCUAUCGCAGGAGCAAGAAGCAGUCACUAGUAACAGGGCACUUGAAACAAGAGGAAUUGCUCAAAGCAGAGAAUAGCCUGUGGCGAACUGUGCAGCAAUCAGCGUAUCCGGACGAGAUAGCUAUAUUGGAAUCGGGAAACGCGACCCCCAAGAAACAUAUCGAAAAACUAGUCCUGUAUAUAAAUUGUCGCCAUUUUUAG
Messenger RNA from Armigeres subalbatus, 1830 nucleotides. RefSeq lists its product as uncharacterized. NCBI's taxonomy places the organism in Eukaryota, Metazoa, Arthropoda, Insecta, Diptera, Culicidae. Bases 1 to 1830 code for a protein of 609 amino acids. The record is from RefSeq and is a predicted model, not a curated record. The transcript has 2 exons.